Messenger RNA from Betta splendens (Siamese fighting fish), 8271 nucleotides. RefSeq lists its product as uncharacterized. Gene Ontology annotation, cellular component: cell surface. The record is from RefSeq and is a predicted model, not a curated record. Lineage: Eukaryota; Metazoa; Chordata; Actinopteri; Anabantiformes; Osphronemidae. Gene Ontology annotation, biological process: cell-matrix adhesion. The transcript is spliced from 64 exons. Bases 283 to 8001 code for a protein of 2572 amino acids.
UAUCAUUGUCACAAAACAACACGCCCUUCAUCAGCUUACAGGUACACACCUAUUUCUCAGGCUCCAGAAGAGAAAGCGUUACCAAACACUACGGCACCUGCCGGACCUCAGCUUCACACAGAGCAGAUCGUCCACGCUUGGAGCUGCACGCCCACUCACCUCCACCUGUCAGUCCUGUGGGACCAGUAGGACCAGUGCCCUAUUAAACCACCCACCUCCUCUGAUUCAGUCUCCAGUGAUUUCAGCCACAAAGCCCUUAAGCCCCAUGACAUCUGACACGUCAUGAGGUCACGCUGCCUGUUCCUGCUGGUUUACGUGCUGGGAUGCUGCUGCGGGGCAUUAAAUGCACAAAGCAAUGAAACCUGCUCGUCACUGGACUCCUGUGGUCCGGGUCCCGACCCCACGUCCACCUUCCUCCAGUGUGUGGGCUUGUCGUCCAACGCCACCGGCCGGGUCCACAUACAUAGGCUAAAGGGGGUCCUUGACGCCACCAUGGACGUGUACAGCUUCUUGAGGUCCAGCUGGAGAGGAGUCCCGGUUCUCCUAAGGGGGGAGGUGGACAUAAAUGCAGACCCUCUUCAGAAUGAGGACCUGGUCCUGAUGUGGCUGGAGGUCAACAUCAAACCCCUGAUUAAAUCCAUCAGCAAGCACUUCCUGUCCUGCCUCAGCACCAGGAGCUUCAGCUGCUCCACGUAUCAGACCGUGGUCAGGGAGCUCAGCUACCACUACUCUGAGAUGGACCCAGUCCGACAAAAGUGGACCUACACAUUCUUUAUGUACCCGUUUCUGUCUGGAGACAGAGUAGCUGGCUGCGUGGACCCCCUGCAGGGCAGCGAGGAGUGGCUGCUGAGGAACCUGGGCGAGUUCCGAGCCGAGGCCCGGGUGAAGGACUUCUGGACGCUCAACGUGAACUUCAGUGGCCUGGACGUGCUUCACCUGCUGUCCGGAGCGCAGAAGGCCGAGCUGCUGCUGGCGCCUGAGCUGGUCGGCUUCGACAACUCCAGCUUCGCCGUGGUGCUCAGCAGCUUGGCCGCGGGCGGCGCCGGCGCCAACUGGACCGGCCCUGGACCCGACCCGCAUUCAGCGCCGCAGAGCGGCGUCAGACAGGUUGUAGACGGGUUCAUGGCGGCCUUCGGGCCCAUCAGGAGCUUGGUCCACGAGUUCGUGUCGCUCGCUCAGACGACCAACGUGUCGGAGAUCCGGAGCACCACUCUGACCCAGCUGCUGCUCAACUGGACCCUGGCCGAGCUGGCCGACCGGUACCGGCCGGCAGCUCCCGAGGCGCCGGCGUUCGACGUGACCGACGUUGAGGACUGGUACCGGCAGGUGGUGAUGCCGGUGUUGAUGAGGUUCCUGCCCAACGAAGCAGCGCUGAUGCACCACAGCAUCAGAGUCCCCUUUGAGGAAGUGUUUUUUCUGGACAACAGCAAUGAAACCUCUGAAAUCGAGGACGUUUGUAGCAUCACUCUGGACAAGAAUCCGUGUGGGGUGACCAGCGCCGUGGAGAAUCUGGCCCGCGUGCUGAGCUGUGGCGCCCGGUCCAACCUCUCGCUGUCCGAGACCAGCACCUUGAGGCUUCUGGUCACGCUGACGGCGCACCUGAACUCCCUGAUCGCAGAGUUCACCGGCGCGGACUUUGCCGAGGCGGCGCGGGACUUGCAGCAGGCCUUCGGCCGCGCGCCCGCUCCGGCGCUGAGCGAGCGGCACAUGGACGACCCGGCCUUCAUCCGCCUCUGGUUCCGGGUCAAAGUGAUGCCGCUGCUGCCCGACGUCCCGCCGGCGCUGCUCUCCUGCCUCAGCACCAAGAACUUCUCCUGCCUGGUGUUCCAAACCAUCGUGGCGGCUCUGAGCGCGGACGCCAGCCUCACGCAGGCAGAUGUGGAGUUGGGCCGGAACGUCUACGAGGACUUCAUUCUCCCCUUCAUGCUGCGGCACCGCAACAGCUCUGAUCCGCAGUGUUUCACCGCAGCCAAUCAGAGCGCAGCGUGGCUCAUGAGCAACUUUGGCUUCUUCUCAAGAUUCGCCUCCAUCUUCGCCUUCUACAGCCUCAACCCCAACUUCUCUGGACUGGAGGUCCUUGACUUAUUGACCUCGGAACAAAUAGCGGAGCUGAUUCUCACUUCUCCAGAACACAAUGUGAUCCGUCAGGUUUUCAGCUUCCUGGUUCAGUCCCCUCAGAAAUUUCCAGAAGUCCUUUACUUCCUGAUUCAACUCGUCCCGGGGUUAAAUCCAAGCUGUGACGUCUACAGACAGACCCUGGAGUCGCUGUACGAGGCCACGCCGGCUCUGCUGCCGCCGGUGGAGGCGCUGGUGUGGUCUUACAUCAGCGUGCUGAUCAGCGCCGCUCCAGUGGAGUGUGUCCCACUGAACGUGUUGUGUCCCACGAUCCUGUACAAUGCCACGAGCAUCUGCAUGGAAGUCGACAGCGCUGACCUGCAGUCGUACCUGGACACACACCUGACAGCGUCCUGUGAUUUUCCCCUGGAGAAGUACGCGUGUGCUCAGCUGAAGCCCUUCGGCGCCGACGAGCUCGCGUUUCUGCUGGAGUGCGACCUCCCCGGAAACAGCAGCCGCUCCAAAGCCCUGUGGAAGAUGCUGCUGUCGGAAGCGUCCGACGUCCUGGACCCGGCUCUGGACCUCCUGGGUCAGAUGCCCUGGACCUCGCUGGGCCCGGCGGCAGGGGAGGUUCUGGACGUGAUAAUGGAGAUAAGGUUGUCGCUGCUGAGUUCUGAGCAGCUGGAGAACAGCAGUGUGAUAGGGGAGUGGUUCCGCCAGCGGCUGGGAGGGUUCCUGCCGCGCGCGUCCAGCGGGUUCCUGUCCUGUCUGAGCCGCCUGAACCUCAGCUGUGAGUCCUACCAGCAGAUACUCCAGGUGUUUUCUUUCCAUUUUCAAGACAUGACAGAGGCUCAACAGAGAGCGGUCCUGAAGGAAUUCAUCCUCAGCUUCCUGUCACAACCGAACUCAGGUCCAGGCUGUGUCAACAACUCCACAAACAGCUUCCUGUGGCUGACCCAGAACCUGGGCCCGUUCUCGAUGUUCCUGACGGUCAGAGACCUGCUGAAGCUCAACCCGUUCUUCAACCCUCUCCAGGUCCUGUCACUACUCACGCCGGCUCAGACUGCAGAGCUGCUGGUGCUGAAUGACCCGGCUCUACCGGGACCAGACGUCGUCAUCAAUGCCGUCUUUGACUUCCUGACUCUCAAUAGCGCAGAAUUUCCCAGCUUCCUGUUGGACCUUGUCUCGCUCCUCCCGCAGGCCAAUCUCUCCUGCUCUUCGUACAAAACACUCUUCACCCGGCUGGACUUGGCCAUAGCAACGGUUCCUCUUCAGGUGGCUUCACUCAUCGCCUCCAGCAAAGUGAACAUUUCCCAGUACGUCCCAGCAGGCUGCAGCAUUUACGGUGGACAGUGCAACGCUGUCACAGCCAACAGAACCAGCGUCUGUGCAGGAGUGAACAGCUCGACGCUGCAGCUCUACCUGGACGCGGGCUCGAUCGGCGGGCGCCUCUGUGACUUCACCGUGGAGCAGUUCGCCUGCGCUCCCAUGCCGGCGCUGACGGCCGCUGAUUUGGCCGCGCUGAUGAAAUGCAACUCCAGCGGCUCGAGGCCCGCGUGGGAGCUGCUCCUCAGCGACGCGUCGGCGCUGCUGGACGGGGCGCUGGACGAUCUGAGCCGCCAGGUUCUGGACCCCAAGGACCCCUCGGUGUCAGUGAUCCUGGACACCAUACAGGAAGUCAGACUGGGCGCCGUCGACCUCAACGACCCCUUGGCCGUCAACCUGUGGUUCGGCGUCAGGCUCCGCCCCUUCCUGCCUGCGGUGUCCGCCAACUUCCUGUCGUGUCUGGCCACGCAGGUUGCAGAGUGCCCGUCCUACCAGAUCAUUGUUCAGGAUCUGAGCGGCGUCCAGCCCAACAUGACGCUGUCCAGGCAGGUGCUGGUCUACACGCACUUCAUCAAGCCCUUCCUGAGAAGGAACAGCAGCGCAGAACCGAGCUGCCUGUCGGUCAACGCCAGCAGCGUCGAGUGGAUCAGGACCAACCUGGGAGCGUUCUCUGUGGUGGUGCCGUUUCAGGACCUGCAGCUCCUGGACCCCAAGUUUUCUGCGCUGGACGCGCUGGCCGCGCUGUCGCCCAGGCAGCUGGCGGCGCUGUCGGCCGAGCCGGGCCUCCUGAAAUCGUCUGCCCAGGUGGCGCUGGUGCUGAGCUACGUCCCCAACCAGCUCCUGCCCAGCUUCUUCGAUGACUUCUCUUCUGCGAUUGCGGGUCGUGAAGGCUCGCUCCCCUCUGAAGUGAGGACCACGCUGUUACAGGUGGUGUUCGAUCGCGUGAAUCUCUCAAACAGCUUAGUCAGCGACGCGACGGUGUCGCAGUGGCUCCAGGACCGGCUGCGCCCCCUGCUGGUGGGCCUGGUACCGGCCCAGGUGGCGCCGUUCUUCCAAAUACUGGCGGGAAGGAACUGCAGUCUCCAGCAGCAGGGAGUACAAGAACUGAAUUCAGUGAUUUCAACUCUCGGUGAUGAGACGAAGGCCAACAUCUACAACAGCAUCUUUCAGCUGCUUCAAGGGCCGCCGCCUCUCCGUUGCUACGGCAACGGCCCAGGCAGUUUCUACCGGUUCCUGGAGCUUUGGUUCGUGGGAUUCCAGUUCCCCACGUUGAGCGGCUUCCUGGCGCUGAUUCCUCCAGACAGGACGUCUGAGCUGCUCAACACCUUGUCUCCGUCUGACGUGGGGUCGUUCCUCAGCCGCCCGGGGGUCAUCGACGACGUUCCGCUGCUGUGUGUGUUCUACGGCCUCUACAACCAGACGCCUGUGGUCCUGCAGACGGUGUUUCUGCUGGCGGCGGUGAAGCAGGAGACGCUGCCCUGCGUCUGGACCACGGCCCUCAGCCGCCGCACGGCGCCGGAGGUCCGUGUCUGGUUCAACAGUCUGCAGAGCUACUACGUGUUCCUCAACAGGAGUCUGAUCGGACCCGCCUUCACGCAGAACGCCUCAUGUCUGGCCUUCAAGGCGCUUGUCUCAGUGCUUGACAGCUUCAACUACACGCACGCAGACUUUACAGAGAUGGACGUGUACGACUCCAUCAGAGCGUAUCUCACCCUUCCUGCAUCGGUGACGGAGCCGAGGUGCUACAACCCCAGCGACCCAGACCUGAACUCCACAGCCUGGUUCGCCGAGUACAUGCGCCGCUUCAUGAAGUUCCUCACCCUGGAUGAUCUCAGUACAUUCGGAUCACCUGAGGUGAUCCAGGUGUUCACGGUGAACCCUCUGGACCUCGCCCUCCUCUUCCAGCUGACUCUACCUCUCAACCUCACCAGCUACUACACCCAGCUGGUUUAUCAGGAGGACAGCAACUUCAACCCUUUGCUGCUUCCAACGGAGUUUGAGUGCUUCGCUCCAGGUCCAGCCUUCACUCAGCUGUCCCCGAAUGAAAGUAUGCUCAUUCUGCACAACCUGACCACAGUCUGUACGAACCUGGAUCCACAGAUUUCUGCCGCCUUGGCUUCUAACCUUGGCAACAACAUUGACGCCGCGGCGCUGGAGGCCCUGGGCAACCACAGCACCAGCCUGUCCACGGGUCAGAUCAAGACAAUCAGGCCCAUCUACCUGCUGCAGGCCCUGUCCACCCUGAGCACGGUGCAGGGCUGGGAGGAGAGCCAGGCCUGGGCCAUCGUCCAGGCCCUCGCGUCCUCGGGGCUCCUCCAGGUCAACGGCAGCUCCAGCCUGCUCACGCUGGGCUCGCUAGUCAUCGGCGUUCCUUCCGCCGCCUUCAGCCGCAUCGACGGCCUGCAGCUGAUCCAGGCGUCCACAAGUGCUCCAUUCCUGAUGAACUUGAUGUCUGGCCCGCUGGUCAUCCAGGAGACCUUCGUGACUCAGAUCGUGGCCGUCAACACCAACAGCGAGGUGAUCAUCCAGAACGUUCCGGAUCAAAUGGCGGCGCAGAUCCCUCGAGAUCUGCUGCUGGGCUUCUCCAACGCCCCCGGCGUCAUCACGGGGCUCAACAGGAAGUCGUGGAAAAGCGAGCAGGCGGCGCUGUUCUUCGAAGUGAUCGGGGACGCCGGUGCGACAGCGGUGCUGGGGGGUCCGAACAGCCUGUCGUCGUCCGUGCUGCAGGGCUUCACCUGCACCGGGGUCAGGAACAUUCAGACGGCACAGAUCCAGAGCCUGGUCAGAGCCUGUCGGAGGAGCGGCGCCAGGCGGGUCCAGCUGCAGGAGACUCAGCUGACCUGCAUGUACAACUACAUCAAAGGAAGCCCAGAUGUGACCGACUUCACCGUCUACCCUCCAGAUGUGAUGCUGUACUAUGAUUACUCUCUGGUGCCAUCGACCAGCUGCAGGUCCUAUUUCCAACAGCUGGGAAGUGCAGACUUCUUCGUCUUCUCCUCCACCCUCAGUUACCUGCUGACCAACCUGUUUGCUAACUCUAGGAGCUGCCUGGGUAUAACCAACACCACGUUGACCAAGGAUAACAUCCAGGUGCUUGGAAGCAUGUGCUGCACUCUGGAUGGCUCCUACAUCCAGAACUCCAACCCGUACAUUCUAGAAGUUCUGAAGAGCUGCCCGGGCCUGAACCCGGCCCAGGCCGCCGCCGCCCAGAGCCUGCUGCUGAGCGGCAGCACGCCGUACGGAGCUCCGUCGACGUGGAACCAACAGACGCUGGAGAACCUGGGGGCGUUGCCGCUCUAUCUGACCUCCGCCUUCUAUAAAUACUUCAGCGCGCAAACAACGAAGCAGUUCCUGCGUUUCUACUUCACCAGAAACAAAGUGAACCUGCAGACGAAGCAGCGGCUUUGGCAGCAGAUCAACCUCUCGUUGAGGAGCAGGAGCAGGAGAUCCACAGCCGAUAGCUGCACCGUGGGCGCGAUCACGCAGGUGACGAUCAGCGACGUGACGUUCCCCUUCGACUACUCGGACAUAAACCAGUUUAACGCCUGCCUCAGCGCCGCCGUGGUCAGAGACAACCUGGAGGCCAUCACUCAGAAGGUCGUGCAGUCCGACUUCCUCGCCAUCGUCCUCAGCAGGCUGCAGGAGGCUUACGGCGCCGCGGCUCCGAUCCCAGAGGACCAGGUUCUGGUCUUGGGCCCGGCGUCGCGCGUGGCCACCGUCAGCAGCAUCGGCCUUUGGAGCAUCACCCAGAUCGACACGCUGUCGGCUCUGAUGUCGCCGGCCGACGGGCCGUGGAACCUGACGCUGGCUAACGCUGUCAUCUCCAAGUACCUGAGCAACCCGGGGAACACGCUGGGCAGCGCCGAGCUCAACGCCAUCGGAGCGAACCUGUGCGCGCUGAGCGCCGACGUCCUGGCGAACAUCUCCCCGCAAAGCCUCAAACAGGCCGGCGCCCUGAACGUGUCCGGCUGCUCGGCGCCGCAGCAGGCGGCCCUGUUCAGCGUGGCGCUGCAGGCGUUCACGCCGGCCACGCGAGCGGCUGCGCCCGUGUCCAGCUUCCAGCUGAUCCUGCCGUACCUGAGUGGCGCCCAGCUGAGCUACGUUCAGGGUUUGGUGAACGCCAACGUCAGCAUGGACCUGGCCACCUUCUCCACGCUGCCGGCCAUCGUAGCACUGAAUCUGACCGUUACUCAAGUCAAACAGCUCCUCGGCGCCAAUCUGGCACAGUUAAAAGCCUAUGAGAACCAAACGCUGGUGCAGAGCUGGAUCCGGCUGCAGCCGCAGGUCGAGCUUGACUCUCUGGGUUUGGGUCUUGUGGGAGGAACCACAGCGACUACAGCUGGGCCCUCAUCAUCAACGACCACCACCACAAACGCUGCAAGUGAAUUAACCACUACUGGAAGCAGCAGUACUACUACUACUACUACAGCUACUGGAACUACUACUACUGGUACUACUACUACUACUACUACUACUACUACUACUGGUAGCAACACUGGGACCAGCAGCACCACAGCUUCUACUACCAAAGGUCACUGUUCCCGCAUCCAAGCACACAGUGGCCUGUCCUUCCUCGCGCUCCUCACACUCUUCAUCCUGUCUCAGAGCUUCGCCCUGUGAACGCACACACCUGGCUUCUGUAGUUCACAAUGGUUUUAUAUAUGACUUUAUUUUUCUAUGUUUAGCACAUGAAAGGAGUGAAAAGUCAAAAAGAGCCAAGGUUACCUCAAUAAAAUAGAAGCGACUUAUUAGAAAUGUUUAAUGGGUGAAGUGUAAAAUGAAGGGGUCAGUUUCUGUUGUAUUUAUACUGCAAAAAUUAUCCGUCAAUAUUUUAUUAUGGCACUUUAUUUGGCUUGAUCAGUAAUAAAAGAUUUACAUACCUGUAAACAA